AUGGUCUUGUCCGAACACGCUUCAUUCCUGUCGACACCUCGGUUGAGCAAGAAGGUGCAAGGUGACGAUGACUAUCUCGAGGCCAAGUCGCCCAACCCGAUGGCCAAGUUUGAAGAAGGCGCUCUACGUGAGGGCCCGCCCCCGGACACGAAGAGCAAAACCUACAUGGGCUUCCUGUUUCAGUACGUCGGUGCUGGAGUAAUCUACAGCAUCCUGUACAGCUUGACGUACCCUUUCUUAAACAACUUCCUGCGCAUGUCUGGUGUGGCUACUGCAUCGGCUACUGUGUUGAUCGCGCUUCCCUGGUCUCUAAAGACGUUCUUCGGUAUCAUCACGGACUGCUACCCGAUCUUCGGCUACCGUCGUCGUCCGUACAUGGUCAUCGGAUGGAUCGUGUGUGGUAUCUGCUCCUUCGUAAUGGCUGUUCUACCCGAAGGAGAUCCGUACUACCCGGACAACGCGUGGGCGUCUCUGACAGAAGCGCAGCUCACACCCGAGCAGCUCUCCGAAAUCAACUACGACGCCCCCAACAACGGCACCAAGUUCAUUCUGCUCAUGGUUGUCGCCAAUUUGGGCAUGGUCUUAUCCUUCACGGCUUGUGGGGGUACCUUGGUAGAGCUCUCGCAACGGGAGGGCGAAAAGCGCCGUGGUGACCUGCAGACGAUGAUCUGGGUCGCUCGUCAAGCUGGUGGCGUCGUCGCUUCGGCUCUUGUGGGCUUUGGUCUCAACUCCGAGGAAUACGGUGGCACUUUUGCCGGUUCGAUCCGUGUGGGAGGUCUUAUGGGCGUUUGCACACGAAUGGAGCGCCGCUCGAUGACUGUGGAGGUCGCCAAGCUGUUCGACUUGAUCCAGUACCGCGUGGUGUACCAGGUGCUGGCGUAUCAGUUCUUUGGCAACAUGUUCUCCUACGUUAGUGUGACCGCUGCGACUCCGUUGCAGAGCGUUUGGCUCACUAUUACGCCUGUGAACAGCAACGUCGCCACCAUCAUCUCGACGCUAAUUUCUAUGGCCUCGCUGUUAGCGGUGCGUCAGUGGGGACUCAACUGGAACUGGCGCUGGAUGAUUGUGAUCACCCAGUUUGCGGUCGUGUUCGUGGACUGUUUCCCGACCUUCUUGACGAUCUGGGAUGUCGUCCGAAGCCAGUGGUUCUGGCUCGGUGUGCCACUGCUGGAGCAGGUGCCGUACAACAUUGGCUUUGUCGUUUCGACCUACUGCAUGGUCGAGGUCAUGGAGGAGGGCAACGAAGCUGCUUUCUACGGUCUCGUUGUAGCCAUUUCCAGUCUGGCGUCACCGUUUGCCACGGUUAUCACCAAGAACAUCGACGCCAACUUUGACAUUUCCAUGGCUGAUCUCCAGCGUGACGACACCCGAGUGCGCGAACAGGUCACAUACGCCUACCUGUGCUCGUACGCCUGCAAGCUCUUCUCGACGGUGUUUGUGCUGCUCAUUCCGCAUCAGAAAGCCGAGACGCAGGAGAUGCGUCGCAACGGCGGCAAGAGCAAACUUGUGGGUAUCAUUGCGGUGAUCUUGAUAGCCUUUACGUAUGUGUGGACCAUCAUGACCAACAUCAUGUCCAUCUACCCCAGCACUGCUUGCCUUAAGAUUGCUGGUGGCGACGGCUGCUAG
Molecule: messenger RNA, 1626 nt
Organism: Phytophthora infestans T30-4
Lineage: Eukaryota; Oomycota; Peronosporomycetes; Peronosporales; Peronosporaceae
Exons: 2
Coding region: 1-1626 (541 amino acids)
Source: RefSeq, a predicted model, not a curated record